GAAUGUUUCCGUUGAAUUCAUUGGCUCCUUUCAAAUUCCAAACGGUUAAACGUCGGGUUGUGAGGGGUUUUCAAAAAGUCAUCAUUGUAGUGUCUUCAACUUGAAGCGAAGAACACUGACGAACCGCUCUGUAGUUUUCGACCGACUGCCUCUGUGUUUUAAGGUAAGUUGUAGGUAACGAACGUAAAUAUAAAUAACGACGAAAACCUCAUUCAUACAACUGGAUUCAAAUGAUCUGCCUUAUAACGUGUCGGGUCUUACCAAAGGUCUUUACUAACACACUCCUGGAGAUAACAAUGAGUAUGUUGUUGUACUUCCCUCUUCCUUGAAUAUUAUGAAGUAUAUCGCUGGUUUUGUUGAAAUUACACUUAUUUAUGUGCUGAAAUGGUCGCGACUUGCACAAAAAUACACCGUUUGUCUUACUGCUAUAAACCUAACUGCGCGUGCCCAGUCCUAUAACAUACACUAAACUAUACAAAAUGGACCUCUUAGUUUAAUUGCACGCAGAGUAAUUAACAAAUAACAUUUCAACAAAUUAACGUUUGGGUAUCGGCGGUAUUAAUCAGAACUAACUGACUCAUUAAAGUGUUGGCCACAUUAGUCACAAGACAACAGCCAGACAAAGAUGACAUUUAUACUUCUCUGUGUGCACUCAGAUCUUGCAUGGACGUGUAAAGAAAUACAGUGAUCAGCUGAUUCAAACGAACCGUAGUUGGCCAUAUGUUCAAAUACUUGACUGUAGCAAACACAUUUUAGUUUCCCUUUGACUUAUUUGUGGUGACACUGACAUCGAUCAUCGUCAAUAAAUCAAUUAAUUAGAGUCACUCUCCACCAUAGGAUAUAACUUUAUAGUACACACCUGAAUGCUUUUUUUGUACCACAUAAAAGGGAUUGUUACUAAGGGAUUGUUAAGUGUCAUUUUUCAGUUAACGUAUUUAAAUCAAGACGUUGGUGUCCUCUGGUGGACACAUUGGCCAUCGUGUAAAAGCCUUUGCAGCAAUGCCUUGUUUCUCAUUAGUCAACAGAAACAUUACACCAAUGCCAUAGCAACAUUUAUCUGAGAUUACAAUGAUUUCAAUUAAUUUAAUUUUAGUAUUCCCAAGUUUUCAUGGUUCCAUUUUUAAGCUAUAUUUGAUCAUUUUGGCCUUUUAUUAGAUGGCACAACGAAAGAGGAAUAUAGAAUGUGGGAAGAAGAGGGUCAGGGAAUAAUCAAAGACUCUUAAGGCAAAGAGCAAAGGUUUGAGGCCAGAAAUCAAUGACUGCUGCAAUGAGGACGAGAGCUUCUGUAUAUGGGGUGCCCGCUUAAACCACCAGGCAAACCAAGUCGCCAGGUUUCACAUAUUGAUAACAACUAACUCACACUUUAUACCCCACAAAAUAUGCAGAUACGGAUCAAUGGAAAAUGUGUGAUAUCUAGACACCUACAAACCAACAUUUAUUGCAAUGGUAAAUUUUCAGAUUUCACUUUUUCAUCUGGUUAUGAAGUUCCCUCUGGUCAGGUUAUUUUCACACUUAUCAAUGAACACCAAAACCCAGCGUGUCUUAUCAGCAGAGUGCAGCUUUCAGGAUGAUGCCUGCAGUCAGAACAUAUCUCACUUAGUUUGUUUCUCUGUGUUCCACAGGAUGAGUUCUGUUGACGUGAAUGAUGAAAAUCGUGUGGUCUGCCUCAGUGGAAAACAGAACACUUCGAUUAAUGACAUCUUUGCCCUGGAUCAGCCAACUGGGAGGCCUUCCAUCCUGCGUCAGACAGAGAACCUGCCCAGCAAGACCAUGUCAAAGGGAUCAAAGGUACAGAAGCAGCUGACUUUGCUUGAGCUUGUGUUUAUCAUUAAAUUUUGUCUAACAGAAUUCUGUAAUUCACUGUCUAACAUAUAAAAAUCAUUUGCUGGCAGCGCUGUGGCUCUUUAUCGGACUGAGGUGUUCUGAGACUACAAAUUUAUUUGGUCUGUGUGUGGGACUUUCCCUGUUCUACGGACCCAAUGAUAAAACAGUUAUGCAAUGUACAAUUUUUCUAGUUUUUAAAAUCUUUUGCCACCCUCCAAUGUUUUUUUUUGUUUGUUUGUUUGUUUUUACCUGACCCAGUGUCACCAAGCUAAUCCUCAGCCUUUCCUGAACUAUCACCGCUAACUUAAAGUAUUGACGAAGGAAUUCAAUGGUUUUAUUAUGCCUCCACAUCUUUUUUUAAAAUAUUUGACUAUUUCUAACUGUAGGAUGUUUGUGUCUUCAAAAAAAUUCAUCCCAUAGCUUUACACAGUCACAAAAAAUGUUUGUGGGUGUAAAUGAAGUCACUUGUAGGAUGGGGUUGUGCAUGUGUGUAACGCCAGUGAAGAAUACCAGCUUUUCAAUUUUUUUCUUAUUGCAAAAAAAAUUUGUGCUACGGCCUGCAUUUAAAUGUAUUAUUUUCUUGUGUUAAAUCUUGACUCUACUGCCUCCCUUACUGAUUGAACUGUGUGCAUGCAGGUUUGUUUUCAGACUCCAAGAAGAGACCCUGUGACAAAAAGAAUUAUAUCUCCCACAAAGUCUGUCAAGAUGUCAAGUGUGGAUGAGUGCACAAAAGCACUGGAGUCCUUAAAUUUGGACAUAAAAAGGUAAAAAACGUUUUUUCAUACUGUUCACUUCCUCUAGCUACAUUUCACUUCUGUCUUUUAAAGUCUUUUUUGUGUUUACAGCCCUUUGCCACAAGAUGCUGCUGUGCAGUCUGAUGAGCCCAAACAAGGUAAUUUAUCCAGUCUCUCAAACCAACAAGCCCACGAUUGACCCCAACAAUAGAAGAUUUGCUCAUAAUUUUCUUGAAUUUUCCACAGAAGUGUCCUCUUAUCCAGAUGAUGACAUGCCCAUACAGAGCAAAGGAGGCUAUCAACUGGAUUUUGACAACCUUGAUGCCUACAAUCCAUUUCAGGGAUCUAAUAAGAUGGGCUUCUCUCCUGCAAGACCUGCUGUCAAAAACCCAUCUACACCUCAAACUGAGCUUCAACAACCAAAACCAGAGAAUGUCUCAGAAGAGCCCACUAAAUUUGAAUCAGCGCUGGACGAAACACUUCCAUUCAGUCUAUCUGUUGAAAACUCUCUGGUUGACGUAUCAGCAAAUGUUAGCUCCACAGAGAGCAGUGUUGUCACUGUGGUGAGGGUCCCAGAUGUUGAGGAACAAGAUUCAUGCACUGCCACACCUGAUGAAAAAAAAUUAGCAGUUAUAUCUACAAGUUUUAACCAAGACAAAGGGUCAGGGAGUUUUACUGAAGAUGCUCCACUGCCAGCAAAAGGUUCUUACAACUUAGAUUUUGACAACCUGGAUUUGGUAAAUCCUUUCCAAACCGGUGGCUCUAAAAUACAGAAUUCACCUGUCGUUAUGAGAAAAACGCCAGAAAACGACCCACCGGUUGCAGAAAUUCCGUUAAAGGAAGAUAAACCCACAAAUGGUGACGUACCUGAGGUGGCUCAAGAGAUGUUAGUUCAGCCUGAGGUGAAGCCCAUAGCCGCAGUGGCCUCCAUUUCAGCAAAACCCCCAGCUGCCGAAUCAGAGUCCCACCCAGCUGCACCAGUAAAAGAAGGACCAGUCAAACUUGAGUUCAACUUUGAUGAUGGCAGAGAGGUCAAAAAGAAACCUCCACCCAAGAAAGUUGGAAAACGGCCACAAGGUGUAAAACCCGAAGAGGGAAAGAUGACAUCUGAUGUCAAACCACUGCAAGAAACUUCAGUGAAGUCAGAUGCCACUGAAGAUGCUGUUUUUCUGGUCCCCAAAGGGUCUUACUCGUUUGAUUUUGACAAGUUUGAUGACCCUAACUUCAAUCCUUUUGGGACAAAAGCAAGCAUGAAUAACUCCCCAGUCUGCAAUAAGAAAACCAUCCCUAUGCCCAGGGACACUUCUCCUCUAGAACCAGCAGAGAAGCCUGUAGUGAAGGAAGCUGCAUCACAAGAAUGGUAUAUUAACUUUUUAUGCAAAUCCAUCAAAACUUUGCAGCGGACACUUUAUAUGGCAAAAAAAAUACUUCAUUUCACAAGUUUUUUGUUUUUGCCCUCUUUAGUGCUGAAGAGAGCACCCAUAAUGCUGAACUCAAACCUGAAAUGGUAAAAGAAGUUGCAUAAUUUUAUGUAAUUCUACUUGAUUUUUCCAAUAAAUUACAUGUUAAUUUCAUCUUGCUGACACUAAUUGUUUUUGUGCAAUAUAGAAAGCUGAAUGCAAGGCUGCCCCUGACCCCAAUCAGACAUUUUCACCUGAGGCUGAGCAACCUGUGGAGACUUCUAAGCAGCAAUCACAGAGCACCAUGUCAGAAUGCAGUGACGAGUUUGUUCCUGGAACUGUUUGUAAGAAAACCGUGGCUGUCACCUUGUAUUUCUGGUUCAACUAAAAAUUGUAUAUGAGGUAAAGAUUUAACAAAAUGCUGAUGUUGGCAUUAACCUGUCUUUUUUUUUAUUUCCAGUCAUGGCCAAUGAUUUUGAUGGUCAAAUUGAUUACCUUGAACAGUUUGGGUCCAGUGGCGUAAGUAACUUCAUGUGUUUUAAAUAACUACAUCCAAUGUAUGACCUACAUGUGUUUAAAUAUAAUUUCUCUUUGCAUGCAGUUCAAGGAGUCUGCAUUGAGGAAACAAUCACUGUACCUUAAAUUCGACCCCCUCCUGAGAGAGAGCCCAAAGAAGUCUGCAGGUCCAGCUGCUCAGAUCAACGUCUCUCGACCUGUGGCCUUUGUUACACGGUAUGUCACACUUGUGUUUUUACUUAGUCUGAUUGCUGCUGUCAGUGGACGUUAUAGCUGAGUUUAUUUUGCUUUUGACGGACAACCAAAUGCCUGUACAAGCAGACAAAAUCUGACAGAAAUGUAACCACUUUGACCUCUUCCUAAGAUCUUUUUUUCCUUUUAAUUUAGGCUUGAAACUCCACAGUUGGCAGAAAAGACUGUGAGUGUGACUCAAAAGGGUGAUCUCAAACUGCUGGAUGAUGCUUCAGGACCAGUAACUCCUGUAUGCCUGCUCACUUACGAUUGACUUCAAGAAGUCAGAAGUUGCUGUAUAAAUGAAAAUAUAUUUGUUCCAUACCUGCUCUAUCCUAACUUAAUUUACUUACUUUGUGACUCUUUGCAAGGCUGCUCCAAUCCUAGAGGGUCUUGUACCCAUUUUCUCCCAAUCGGUGGACACAGAGGAUGCCAUUAUUGAUGUGCUGAAGUACAGUCAGAAAGACCUGGACGCUGCCAUUGCCAGAGUCCAGGCAGAGGUAUGUCCCGCUUAUUGUUUUAUGAUUUGAAAAAUAGGUUUUCAGUCACUUUGGUGGAGUGGAUGUGAGUUGAGUGGUUUCGGUAUAGACUAAAAGAGCUUCACUAAAUGCUUGUUGUUGGAAAAACUCCCUAGAGCAGUUCAGAGAAAACAGCAGUACAAUCACAAUCAAAAAAAGCCUCUUAUAUUUAAAUCAAGAAAACAAGGUCCUGUUCCAUUAUAAGGUGAAAUCAAUCAAAUUCAGUUUCUAUCAUUUCUCCAAUAGGCAAAGGAAACAGAGGAGCAGUGGAGUGCGAAGUGCAAAAAGCUUCAGGAUGAUGGUCAGGAGAUGAGGUGAGCGCUACUUUGGAGAAAAAGUCAUUUACCUGUUGUAUAAAAAUGAUCAGGUUUUAAAUUCAUCCUACAACUUUUUUUUUUUUUUCAGGAAAAUCAUCGCAGAGUUUGAACUCGUCAUUGAAAAAAUGAUGGGUAAGUUAAUAUGAAGUACACUCCAAAGAUGAAAAGCAUUUCCAUUGAAGAUUUUGUUGUAACUUUUUUUUCUAUUAUUCAGCCGAUCAGGAAAAAGAGAGGGAGGCAUCUCAAGCAAAGCUUAAUGAGGCUCUGCUGGAGAAGGAGCAAGUGUCCAGUGACCUGAACACGAUGGAGAGAUCUUUCUCUGACCUUUUCAAGAGACUGGAGAAGUACAAGGAUGUGGUUGAGGGGUAUAAAAAGGUUCGAACCAAAACAAGCAUGACACAGAUUGGGGUUUUAUCAAAAGCUACAGUAAUUUGAACAAUGUUUUGUCUCCUUGUCUCCUUUCCCAGAACGAAGAGACGCUGAAAGCCUGUGCUCAGGACUAUCUUGCGAGGACCAAAAAAGAGGAGCAGCGUUACCAGACGCUGAAAGCUCACGCUGAGGAGAAAAUUUCACAGUGAGACACCUGACUCUUUUGUGUUUCUAGAGGAUAACGCCAGACUUUGUGGGGGCCUGACCAGCAUUUCUUGUUAAUUUCAGUGCAAACAGGGAAAUUGCUGAAGUGAGGUCCAAAAACAAAGCUGAAGUAUCCGCACUGCAAGCUCAGAUGCGCCGGGAGCAGCUAAAGACACAGUCGCUGGAAAAGAGCUUGGACCAGAAGGUAGGAGCUCAUAUAAAUAGAUUCAUGUAUUGAUUAGUUGUGCAUUAUUUUUAUAUUUGUGUUACUUCUCUUUUUCUCUUUUAACAGGAGAAAGAAGUAGAGGAGCUCACCAAACUUUGUGAUGAACUAAUUGGCAAAGUCCAGAGGGGUUGAACUUUGUAAAUACUGUAAAAUAUCGUCCUAUUGGAAGUCUGCUUCAUUUUCUCUUUGCAGUUCUUUGUUUGUCGUUUUUCAUGUUCUUAAAAACGGAGUAAAUAAAGGUAAUUAAGAAGGAGA
Molecule: messenger RNA, 6594 nt
Organism: Xyrichtys novacula (pearly razorfish)
Lineage: Eukaryota; Metazoa; Chordata; Actinopteri; Labriformes; Labridae
Source: the annotation of a GenBank genome assembly